AUGCAGCAACAACUACUGAAUUUAAGAAGGGACUUUGAAAACUUGAAGAUGAAAGAGGAAGAAACUGUCAAGCAGUACUCAGACAGAAUCAUGUCUGUAAUAAACAACAUAAGGCUACUUGGAGAACAAUUUAGUGAAGUAAGAAUUGUAGAGAAGGUGAUUUCAACAUUACCUGAAAGGUAUGAGGCAAAGAUCUCAUCUCCUGAAGACUCAAGGGACUUGACCAGCAUAUCCUUGACAGAUCUGAUCAAUGCUCUUUACGCUCAAGAGACAAGGAGAGCAAGUAGACUGGAAGAGCAUCAAGAAGGUGCCUUCCAAGCCAAAACCAGAUCAGCCUCAAACUCCUCUAGAUACAAGGGGAAGAAAACCUGGUCAGACAAACCAAAGACAGACAAAGUUUGCAAAAACAAAGGCAAACAGAGGCCAAAUCAACCUCAACAUCCAAGAGCUGAAGCUCGAGUAGUAGAAGAAGGCAGUGACCAAGAAGAGCAAGUCUUUGCAGUUUCUUGCACAGCUACCAAAAGAAAAGCCACAAAAGGAUGGCUGAUUGACAGUGGAUGUAUUAACCACAUGACUCCGGAUGCUGCUAUCUUCAAGUCAAUAGACAGAAGCUUCAAAACAAGGGUGAAGGUUGGAAAUGGACACUUCAUCAAAGCUGAAGGCAAAAGAGAUAUGCUGAUUGACACUCCUACAGGUGCCAAACUAGUUUCAAAUGUACUUUUGGUGCCUGAAAUAGAUAGAAACCUACUCAGUAUAGCUCAGUUGCUAGAAAAGGGUUAUUUUGUGGUGUUCAAAGGCAAAUAA
Messenger RNA from Gossypium arboreum, 804 nucleotides. RefSeq lists its product as uncharacterized. The coding region runs from base 1 to 804 and encodes 267 amino acids. The transcript is spliced from 2 exons. The record is from RefSeq and is a predicted model, not a curated record. Lineage: Eukaryota; Viridiplantae; Streptophyta; Magnoliopsida; Malvales; Malvaceae.